Acaulospora morrowiae is the source of this 414-nucleotide messenger RNA. The record is from the annotation of a GenBank genome assembly. NCBI's taxonomy places the organism in Eukaryota, Fungi, Glomeromycota, Glomeromycetes, Diversisporales, Acaulosporaceae.
GGUUUUUCGACUUUUCUCCUUUACACUUGCAUCUGGAAUCAAAAACAAUUUAACUGUUCCGUUGAGAGCUUCCUACGUUCACAUUCUUCGUGUACCAAACAGUUUGCACUGCUACAGCUAGCCAUUUUAUCGAAAAUGACCAAGGCUACAGAAACUGCAACUUUUUUUGCAAUAAUUUCAACGAUAUACUUCAUUUUCCUCUUCGGAAUUAUUCCCUUGCCAGAAAUCAUUCAACAAGAGAUUUUACCUGUGUUACCGUGGUGGGCGCUCAUAACUUUUGGAUCAUAUUCGCUUGGAAACAUCGGAUACCAUGUAUAUAGGUUUAGAGAUUGCGAAGAUGCAUAUCACGAAUUGAUGGCGGAAAUUCAACUUGCCAAAGAGGAUCUAAGGAGCAAAAAUGUUUCAGUUGAUUAA